AAGCAUCAGAAACAACUUUGAACACUUAUACAACGUUCAAUUCACUUGUUUGUAUUGGUAGCUACCAUUCACGAGUUCAACUAAACUGGCCCGUGGUAUUCAUCCAUUUCAAAAAAUGGCUGCGAAGGCGUUUUUCGAUAUUAAGGCGGUGAAGAGCGAUUGGAAGAAUUACUUUUGAGUUAUUCAAUGAUGUUCCAGAUACUACCAGGAACUUCCGCGAGUUGUGCACUCAUAAGAACAACUUUGGUUAUAAAGGUUCUGUUUUCCACCGCAUAAUCCCCGGCUUCAUGUGUCAAGGUGGUGAUUUCACUAAUGGCGAUGGCACGGGUGGUAAAAGUAUAUACGGAAAUAAAUUCAAAGAUGAGAACUUCAAUCACAAACACGAGGCGUUCUCACUUUCUAUGGCCAACGCUGGACCAAACACGAACGGUUCUCAAUUUUUCAUCACUACUGUCCCAUGUUCAUGGCUCGAUGGCAAACAUGUCGUUUUCGGUAAAGUCAUCAGUGGUCAAGACGUUGUCAAGAAAAUGGAGAGUUUAGGUUCCACAAGUGGAAAGCCGUCCAAAAAAAUCAUAGUUGAAGAUUGUGGAGAAUGUUAAAUAUCUGUUCUACCUAUGUAUGUUAUAAUUUAUGAAACUUAUCUGGCGUAUAUAAAAUCGUCGUCGCAGU
Schistosoma mattheei is the source of this 669-nucleotide messenger RNA. NCBI's taxonomy places the organism in Eukaryota, Metazoa, Platyhelminthes, Trematoda, Strigeidida, Schistosomatidae. The record is from the annotation of a GenBank genome assembly.